Olea europaea var. sylvestris is the source of this 2491-nucleotide messenger RNA. RefSeq lists its product as uncharacterized. The transcript has 3 exons. Lineage: Eukaryota; Viridiplantae; Streptophyta; Magnoliopsida; Lamiales; Oleaceae. The record is from RefSeq and is a predicted model, not a curated record. The coding region runs from base 382 to 2337 and encodes 651 amino acids.
UGUCUCUUCCUAUCUAAGUUAUUCUCUCUCACCUUUUCUCACUGUAAAGUGUGGCCACAGCAGACCCAAAUGCCUUCAAUUCUUUCUCAACACAACUUUGCUUGUUGACAAAUUUAAGACUCCUUUCAUGGCCUUUUUCCUUUUUCUUUUCCUUUUCCAAAACACUCACAGAUAUGAUUCUUCUUUCUUAGAUUGCCCGCUUUAUCAAUGUCCAAGCCACUUUCUUGAGUUGCUUUUUGCUGGUUUCUCUGAAUUUUUCUUUUGGGUUUUUUAUGGUAUUUGUGUUUUCAACUCUUGUUUCUUGUACAUCAAUGUAAUGAGUUGGGGUGGUGAGUAGGUUUUGUACUGGGUAGUUGAAGCAGAAGAUUUUGCGUAAGGUUUAUGCUCUGCCCCAGGUCACUUGAAAGAGGUCAACCAAAGAUGCAGUGUACGAGUUACGUCCCUGUAUAUUACUGUGUGAGGAAUCUUAAUGCAGGUACCAAUGACUUCUCUUGGCCCAUAUUUAAUGGCGAUACAUCUCACAAAAGUGGGAGAAGCUACAAUGUUUCAUUGCCACCUUCUGGCGUCAACCAAUAUCUAGGGUAUGACAAGGAGGUAAUGAGACAGAGAAUGCUUGAGCAUGAAGCCACAUUUAGACUUCAGGUCCAGGAAUUACAUCGUCUAUACAAAAGACAAAAGGAGUUGAUGGGCGAAAUACGGGAUAGAGAAUUCUCCACGCAACAGGUACUACUGCAGACAUCAGAAUCAUAUCCAUAUUUGUGUCAGGUACAAUCUGACACUACUCAUGGGGUCUCACAUACGCCCAGCUGGCUAUUUGGAAAUUCUUCAGAUAGUAAGUUGUAUUCACUCACUGAGGACAGCUUUCGAGAACCCCCUCAUUUUGUUGCAGAAAAGAGUGUAAAAGGAGGAGCUGGACCUUCCCUAACAAAAAACUGUUCUACCGAACUGGAAAUUCUGUCAUCCCAAAGUAGAAGAUAUCGAAAGAAAAUUUUUGAUCUUGAACUUCCAGCUGACAUGUACGAUGAUGAUAAAGAAAGGGAGCAGUUUGAAGAGGGAAAUAUUAAUGAAGCACCUGACAUUCUGUAUAGUACUCUCAAGAAAUUUUCAGACAUUGAACUUGAAAGUGACUCAAAACUUGACUCUGUUAAGCCUGCAUAUUCGUCUAGUUCCAAUUUAAAUUGCACUAAAAUUAGUUGUUUGAUUGACUUAAAUGAACCUGUACAGCUUGAAUCACUUAGUUCAAGUUCUGGUCCUUUUGUAACUGAUUAUGGCCACAAGGAGACUGUGCACCGCAAUCAUCAGGAUGUGAAUUGUGACAAGGGCUCAAGUGGUAUAAAUUAUUCAGGGCUUAUUGAUCUAAAUUCUACGCCUCUCAGUUUAUUAGAGAUGACAAUUACCCUGGAAAAUACCGGGAAUAUGGAAGAGGAAACAAAAUUUGAAAAUUCCGAUGGAAGAGCAAAAUCAAAUGCUGGGAUUGCUGAUAAAUUCUCGACAUCUAACACUGACAUGGACUUAAACAGUGGUGUAACUGGGGAUGAGCCUUCACUAGCAGUGCCAAAUCGAGAUGGUGGAAAUGAUGUUGAGAUUGACUUGGAGUGUUCUUCACAGAGAGAAAAACCUGAGAACGGUAAUCUUGAGACACCUUCCUUUCUGCCCGACCGAGAUGGAGAACCACUCGGGGAACCUGAUAGGAUUGCUGCAGAGAUUUUGAUUAUGAUUUUAUCAUCUGAAGUUCAACUGCAUUUGAAGUCUGCAAGUAGUGAACCACUAGACAACUCCAACGGCUGUCUGUAUUGGUUUGCUGGGAUUGUUUCUUCCAUGGGAGGUGAAGUGCUGCAUGAGGUUGAGAAACACCAGAAAGGUGCUACUUACUAUGAUCAAACUGAUGUUUCACAUGAUGAGAUUGAUGAUUUCGAGCCAAUGGCAUUUAAGCUGCAACAUGGACAUGAUAAUUAUUUUUGUCAAGACAUCUGGAAAGAGAAAGAAACAGUUGAUACUACAUUGUCCAGUCGACCAAGCAGGGGAAGAGCACGGGGAACAAGGCAGUGCAAGGACUUUCAAGUAGAAGAGGACCUUCAAAUGGAUGAAGGAUUUCUCAAAACAGGUUCCCGGAGGAGAAAUGCAGUUAUGAAGACUUCUGCGAAACAAAGGAAAUAUUCCAAUUUACGGCCUUCUAAUCGUGUGAAGAAAUCAGUGAGCUCUAUUUUGAAACAGCCUGAUACUUGCAGUAAACAGGGCUUUUUGGAGAACUUGACAGGGUGGGGGAAGAUGAAGAAACGGCAAGGAGGUCGAGCUAGAAAAAUUCAAUCAAAUGUAGUUGGCUUCAUGGGGGAAUGAAGGAAGUUAGACUUUUGUUUCAUUACAGGAAAUCUUAUUAUACUCUUAGUAGAAUGUUUUUUAGGGACUGGUCUGUGAUGACAUUUUGAUCAUGGAUAUUUUUGUACAUAAGCAAUUUACUUAAAUUAUGAAACUGGUUGAGGAUUGAGAUACA